Messenger RNA from Neohortaea acidophila, 1224 nucleotides. RefSeq names its product GTP cyclohydrolase II-domain-containing protein. The transcript has a single exon. The coding region runs from base 1 to 1224 and encodes 407 amino acids. Gene Ontology annotation, molecular function: GTP cyclohydrolase II activity. NCBI's taxonomy places the organism in Eukaryota, Fungi, Ascomycota, Dothideomycetes, Mycosphaerellales, Teratosphaeriaceae. The record is from RefSeq and is a predicted model, not a curated record. Gene Ontology annotation, biological process: riboflavin biosynthetic process.
AUGGCGCAGGACUUCCCAGCGCACGCUUCGCCCACCCACUCGCCCACCAUACCCCCGUCCCGACCUCGCCAGCUAUCGGUCUCGAGACUCCAACUCGGCGACGACAUCAACGAGCAAGAAGAAGAUCCACAACAACAAGGGCCCCCGUUAAUCAGCCCCGCCUACACCCCUCCUCACACCCCGUCAAUCGACGCCCAAAGACACGACAGACAGCCCAAAAGCAUCCCCAUCGCCCCCUCCUCCGACGACCCCGAAGACGCAGCAGCAACCCGCGCGCGCUUCUCCCAGCCCCUCCCCAACGUGCAAUGCGAGGUCCGCGCCCGCAUCCCCACCACCUCCGGCCAGGAAAUGUGGCUGCAUCUCUACCAAAACGACGCGGAUGAGAAGGAGCACCUCGCCAUCGUCUUUGGCCCGCACAUCCGGAGUCGCAGUUUGGAUGCGCCGCGGCCCGGCGAGACGGAGAGGGAUCGCAUGAUUCGCGGGGCGUAUGUGGGCACACUAUACCCCGGUCGCACGACUAGUACGCUGGAAAAGAUCAAGCGGGACGAUGGCGUGCCUACGCCGAGGAAUGGGCCGGUCUCUACGAGUGCGUCGCAGCUUGCGGAGACGAUGAAUGAAGAAACACCGCCGGCGGAAACCGACUCGCAGCCGCCUACGGUGCGAAUCCAUUCCGAGUGCUAUACCGGCGAGACGGUCUGGUCUGCACGCUGCGACUGCGGCGAACAGCUAGACGAGGCCGCGCGAUUAAUGUCCCUCCCACAGCCCACACCCGCCUCAACCCCAACCAGCCAAGGCCAACAUCCGCUCCACACCAUGCUGCCGCCCACAGGAGGCGUCAUCAUCUACCUCCGCCAAGAAGGCCGCGGCAUCGGCCUCCUAAGCAAGCUCAAAGCCUACAAUCUCCAGGAUCUAGGGCACGACACGAUGGAAGCCAACCUCCUCCUACGCCAUCCGGGCGAUGCCCGCUCAUACGGCCUCGCGACCGCCAUGCUGCUCGAUCUCGGCCUCGGCGGUCCGCGCGGCAUCCGCCUGCUCACGAACAAUCCCGAGAAGGUGCGGGCUGUCGAGGGCCCGAAUCGCGAGAUCCGCGUCGUGGAGCGCGUGCCGAUGAUUCCGCUGGCGUGGCGGACGGGCGGCAAGGAGGGCAUCCGCAGCGAGGAGGUGGAGAAGUACAUUUCGACGAAGAUUGAGAAGUUCAAGCACAUGUUUAGCGCGGAGGGGUGA